Molecule: messenger RNA, 4287 nt
Organism: Corythoichthys intestinalis (scribbled pipefish)
Lineage: Eukaryota; Metazoa; Chordata; Actinopteri; Syngnathiformes; Syngnathidae
Gene: ppp2r2ca
Product: protein phosphatase 2, regulatory subunit B, gamma a
Exons: 10
Coding region: 865-2220 (451 amino acids)
Cellular component (GO): cytosol; protein phosphatase type 2A complex
Molecular function (GO): protein binding; protein phosphatase regulator activity
Source: RefSeq, a predicted model, not a curated record
UGCCUGAAGAGAAGGCUGCCAUGACACUGGAUGCUGCACAGGAUCUCUUCAACAGCAUCAUUGCAUCGUGGAUCAGCAUCCUCCAUCCCCUCUCGUUUUCAUUUUUCUCCACCUUUGCCUAUCCACUUCUCACUGCCACCCAUCCCUUCCUCCGUGAUCUUCUCUCAGGCUUCUCUCUCUGCAGAGGAUCUUCACACUCAAGCAGGAAUAUAGCAGCAACGGCAGCAGUCAAUCUGGACCAUGUAUUUGACAGCAUGGGAGAGAGAGCGUGUGGGCAGCGACCUGGAAAGUACGCAGGGAAGGCUACCACACCCUUGUAUUUACUAGGGGAGAGUGUGGCAUAGAAUGAAUGCAAUGAAUUAAUUCAUAUUCCUGUUUACAGUCUUAACUAUAUGAACAUGGUCAUUUAACUCCUUUGCCUCAGUGUUUUUCUGCUACAUUGGUAUACCGUAUGUAAAUUCACAAAUAUAACUUUACUAAUGGGUGUGUAACACUAAAGGUCAUAGCUUGAGCAUGCUGUGUCCAUACAUUCUCGUGACAAGUCAAUUCUUUCGUAUGGUCAUCAUCAGCAUUUGCAUUCAUUUCCUUCUCUACCUCCUCAUCUCCACACUCCUCCAUCUUUUUUGCACUGCUUUCUACAUUCCAUCCUUAAACUUCUCCCGUUUAGCUCAUUUGCCGUGUCCAUCUACUUGCCACCACCUUUUCCCAUUUCCCCUAGCCUGCUGGUUACCCAGGAUGCCUUGUUCCAGGCCCCUCCGCUAGGCCUUAGCAGCAUGGGCGGAGUCUGGGCGGGAAGCGAGAGAACGGAUCGGACCCUUCCCCUCAGGACGGGUACGCUGGCGGGUCACCCUCCUUCAGCUUCAGAUGGGCGAGGACGCUGAGAGCCCCAAGAUCAACCACACCUUCCUACGAGACUAUGUCACUGAAGCUGAUGUUAUCUCCACGGUGGAGUUCAACCAGACAGGGGACCUACUGGCCACGGGGGAUAAAGGAGGCCGGGUGGUCAUCUUUCAGAGAGAAACUGAGUCUAAAGGCGAGUCUGAGGAGGUGGUGGAGAGCGGAGACUCAGGGGAGUAUAAUGUAUACAGCACCUUCCAGAGCCACGAGCCAGACUUUGACUACCUGAAAAGUCUGGAGAUUGAAGAGAAAAUCAACAAGAUAAAAUGGCUGUCACAACAGAAUGCUGCACAUUUUCUCCUCUCCACAAAUGAUAAGACCAUCAAACUAUGGAAGGUGAGUGAAAGAGACAAGAGACCUGAGGGAUACAACUUGAAAGAUGAGGAGGGCCGCCUGAAGGACAUCUCCACUAUCACAUCCCUGCAGGUGCCAGUACUGAAACCCACAGACCUAAUGGUCGAUGUUCGCCCUAGACGUGUGUUCGCCAAUGGUCACACUUACCAUGUCAACUCCAUCUCAGUCAAUAGUGACGGAGAAACCUACCUGUCAGCUGAUGACCUGCGUAUCAAUAUGUGGCAUCUGGGUAUCACUGAUCGCAGUUUCAACAUUGUGGACAUAAAGCCAGCUAACAUGGAGGAUCUUACAGAGGUGAUCACAGCAGCAGAGUUCCACCCUCAACACUGCCACCUGUUUGUGUACAGCAGCAGCAAGGGCACCCUGCGCCUCUGUGACAUGAGAUCAUCUGCACUUUGUGAUAAACACACAAAAUUGUUCGAAGAACCUGAGGAUCCAGGCAGCCGCUCCUUCUUCUCCGAAAUAAUUUCCUCUGUGUCAGAUGUCAAGUUCAGUCACAGUGGACGCUACCUACUGACCAGAGACUACCUUACCGCCAAGGUGUGGGACUUGAACAUGGAUAAAGGCCCUGUGGAGACAUAUCAGGUCCACGAAUACCUAAGGAGUAAGCUGUGCUCACUCUAUGAGAACGACUGCAUCUUUGACAAGUUUGAGUGUGUCUGGAACAGUUCAGACAGUGUAAUCAUGACCGGGGCAUACAACAGCUUCUUCCAGAUGUUUGACAGAGAGACAGGACGGGGCGUGACCCUUGAGGCAUGGCGGGAGAGCAGCAAGCCGCGGGCUGUGUUACGUACCCGCCGGGUUUACACCGGAGGAAAACGUCGCCGUGGAGAUGUAGACGUUGAUAGCUUGGACUUCAGUAAAAAGAUCCUGCAUAUGGCUUGGCAUCCAUCAGAGAAUAUUAUCGCUAUAGCAGCUACCAACAACUUGUACAUUUUCCAGGAUCGCGUCAGUCCGGAGACACAGUGACAUAUGGAUGUGAACAAAGGGAAUAAUGGAAAAAAAAAAUUCAGUUUUCAUCGGUUGUUAGGAAUAAAUGGACAAAAAAAAAAUCUGUUUUCAUCAGUUGUUACAAGUCCAGAGGAAAACACGAGGAAUAGCUGAAGGACAAUUUACAUUGAUUUGAUCCCGUAGUGUGUGUUUCCCACCCUCACCCACUUUUUGUAAUAGAGGUGCAGGGACACCUCUCCAUCUCCAAUGAUCAUACAAUGUUCACUCCUCACAAAUGUGCUCUAAAAGCUUUUGACAGCACUGGACAAAGUUUGUUAGUUAGCGGGACUGCUCAGUACUACAAAAUUAUGGUUAAACUGCAGUGUUCAGUUGCCACAACUAAUAUAAAUAGUGGACGUGGUGAGCUUGUAUGUUACAUCCUCACUACAAUAACCUGAAUUUACUCUUAUUUUGCUGCUGUUGAGUGACAGAAUUGCUGAAGAAUCUCUCUCCUUUAGAGCAGCGCUCUUGGAGAUUGCAUGUGAUCCCAUUAUCUUGUCCACAUUGCAAUAAGAAUUGAAAUCACAGUGCGACAGUGUUUCUGCUUUUAAAACAUGAGCUAUUCGGCAGGUAACAAAUGUACACUUUUUAUUGUAUGCUGUAAAUAAUUUGUGUUGUUUUUUUACGCCACUGCCACUUUAGUUUCUAGAGUGCUAAACGUAUAAAAAUAGAUUGUUAAGUACACUACAAAUGAACAUACACCUCAUUUAUAGAAGCAACUCAAUAAUCCAGAAGAAAACUUGACGCAAUAGCUUUGGUAUAUGUAGAUGUAUUGCUGGUUAAGCAGAGAGUUGAAUUAUGCACAAAUCAACAUUUGAAUUUAUUGUACAGAAUUGCAAUGUUGGGCUAGUGUUGACCUUGGCUGCUAUUUCCAAGUAUUCUCCUUGUUGAAAAAAAUAAGUUAAAUAAACACAUUUUAUCUAUAUGAGCAAUCAAGGCCAAAUUAGGGACAAAGUAAUGUAAUUUGUAACGGCAAUAUGUUUACAAUCAUUAGACAGAAGGAAACCAAGAUCAAAAUGCAUAAAUAACACCUCUGAUUCAGCUGAUUGUUUGGAUUCAUUUCAAUGAAGGUCAAAGGUCGUUAUGAAUGCCAUAACUCAUCCAUGUAGAUCAAUGUCGAUGUACUUUGAUGCAGGGUUUGCAACACUGAAACAGCAACGUAAUGUACAGUAAAUUUACCAUUGAAAUGAAAGUUGUUAUUGUCGUUACACUCCUCACCUCAUAUCGCCACAUGCUACGCUGCGGUGCACCACUGGGAGCCACAAUCAAUGUACAAUGAGAUGUUGUAGUUAGGUGAUUUGUGUUAAACUGAAUUGUGUGACCUGGUCACGCGUUGAUUGUUUACAGUGAAGUGCUUUGUUUUUAAGUGACCUUGGUCCCAAAGGGACUCUUGUAAGUGGUUUUGAAUGAGGGGUGGUUUCAGUGCAGGGUUAGAAUGGAUUGUUUUAUAGCUGGUGUGUAAAGUGGUUGGUUGUGUGAAACCAUGCAUCCCAUGAAAAGAAAUCUGUUGAACGGAUCAACAUUUACAGCACUCUUCACGCAAUCCUCUAUUCUCAUACAUUUAAACUAGAGUAACCUUCAUGGUGUCUGCUAUAUAACUUGGAUGUAGAGGUUGAAAUAAUUGGUUUGGUAAAAUAAAAUUUAUCACCCCUCAAGAAAAUGAUUUAUGUAACGAAGUCAAUUAUACAAGCAUCAGGACACUACAAAAGUGAGUUUAACCAGUAAAUUGAUUGUACAACCUAAGAGGGGAUUUGUGUUCAGGGGUGCAGCAGCAGCAGCAUGUUGCCACUACCCAUUGCUACUCAGUCUAAUAUAUAUUUAAAAAAAAAAUGUUGAAAAAAACAAAUGUGAAUGAUAGAAUGUGCAUUAAUAAAAUUAUUUAGUCUGAUUUCAUUUAGCUGUACUUUUUUGCCUUUUAUAUUGAAUCUAUGUUGAAGCCUUGCUUAUGUGAAAAAAUAGGUUUAGUAGGGGUGGUAAGGAGAAUAUUGCUAGUAAAAGAAAUUACACACACCCACACAAAAACUAAUUUAGGAAACUCGGGAAUGG